Postia placenta MAD-698-R-SB12 is the source of this 771-nucleotide messenger RNA. RefSeq lists its product as hypothetical. The transcript has a single exon. Gene Ontology annotation, biological process: canonical NF-kappaB signal transduction. The record is from RefSeq and is a predicted model, not a curated record. NCBI's taxonomy places the organism in Eukaryota, Fungi, Basidiomycota, Agaricomycetes, Polyporales, Adustoporiaceae. Bases 1 to 771 code for a protein of 256 amino acids.
AUGAACAGCAAGACACCCAGGCUCGAAGACUUGCCAUCUGAAUUUGCGCCUCAAUCAAUGGAUACAUCGAACUAUGAGGAGUCCUACAUGCCGAACUGGACACGUUACACACCUGCCGCGUCACAGUUUCGCCUCCCGAAUCCUACGGAAUCGCAUUCGGCAGCAGCGUCCGCCAAAUUCUCCCGGUUCAAAAUUCACUUUUCCUUCCAGACGCGCUCGAAGGGCUCUCAUUGCGAGAAACUGGGCGCGCGUCUGCAGGUAUUGACGAAGGAGCGAGAAAUUCGUCGACAGCGGGAGGCGGAGAAAGCGUAUCGACACUUGCAGGAGGUUGCUCGAUGGGCAGCGGAAACACGCAGGGAAGAAGAAGCUCUCCAUGCUCAGCUCGAAAAUAUGGAGCGCGAGGAUAUUCGAGUAGAAGCAUGCCAAGAGGCGUGGCGGGCGUACGAGGCGCGAUGGGCCGCGAUCACGGCGAGGGAAUGCUCAUCCUCGAAGGAGUUGCUUGUUUUUCGGUCUAUCCGCUGGCCGAUGCUCUCACAGCCGCAGAGCAUCGAGGACAUAACCGUCGAGCAAGUGGCUGAAUUUAUACUAUCUCCCUUGCACUCGCAAGGCCAGGCAAGGAGGGAUAGGCUAAAGGCGGCGUUGCUACGGUGGCAUCCGGAUCGCUUUGGGCGGGUCCUCGCCAGGGUAGACGCGCUAGACAGGGACGAUGUUGAAGAAGGAGUUGGUAUCGUCGCUCGGUGUCUAAACCACUUGCUCGCAACAGUCGAUUAG